Molecule: messenger RNA, 2094 nt
Organism: Diaporthe amygdali
Lineage: Eukaryota; Fungi; Ascomycota; Sordariomycetes; Diaporthales; Diaporthaceae
Product: histone promoter control 2
Exons: 2
Coding region: 1-2094 (697 amino acids)
Source: RefSeq, a predicted model, not a curated record
AUGAGCUCCUCACCCACCUCUCUCUCGUCACCCCCAGCCAGCUCCAUCAGCAACCCCUCCUCACCCUCCCGCCUCAACGUGGGCAGGGCCAACAUCGAAAUGGACGAGAUUGUUGUCGACACAGCUUCAGGGCCCCGGUUUGGAGUGGUGGCACCCCCUGCGCCCCCUCCGCCCGAUGUGCCACUGACCGCCGCCGGUCUGCCAAGGAAGAAGCCCGGUCGAAAGCCCGGCAGCACCGUCAAGCCAAAGGUCAACCCUGAUGGCACGCCAGUCGCUGAAGCUGCAAAGGUCCGAAAGCCUCGGAAGCCUAGAGAUCCCAAUGCCCCUCCCAUCCAGCGAAAGCGCAAGAUUGCUGCCACGCAGGAGAUUGCCGAUGCUGGCCAGCCCUCUGCCGCCUCAGCCAGCUCGGUGCCGAAUCCGCACCAGCAGGCAACUGAGGCCAGUCCGAUGCGCAUGGAUCUGGAUUCACGUCCAGCAGCUGCAGCCACGCCCAGCAGCAGCAGCAACAACACCCCCAACCAGCAGUCCAACCCGGCAAAGAUCCCAAAGCGCGAGGGUGGUCCCUCUUUCAUGUCGUCCUUGUUGAACCGCGACUCUCCCCCACCCCUUCCCGCCCCGCCUGCCCCAGUGCGCAUGGCCUUUGAUCCUGUGCGGUCUUCUAGCUAUGACCCUGUCAGAGAGACAAUGGUCACCCGCGACCCCUACGGAACUUCUUCCUUGGCCUCACCUCGCGGUCCUGCCCAAAUGACAAACCGCGCCAGCGCAUCUCCAUCUAUUUCAAGCUUGAUCGAUGCCCCGCCACCAUCUAAUUCUAAGGUCGUCUCACCUACACAAGCACAUUCCUCCUUCCACAGCACUACGCAGGGCCGCUUCCAGGACCCCUCGUCUCUGCCGCCUUCGCCAUCGAACCAAGUGCGCAAGGACCCUCCGCCUAUGUCCGGUCCUGCUCCCAAGUCGUCCACGGUUGAGAUAAAAAAGCCUGGACCACCUCCAAUGAUGCCCCAACCGCCAAAGGAACCGCCCAAGGCCGAGCCAUAUAAGCCCACCGCGCCGGCCAGCGCUGGGGUGUCAGCCUCUGCUACCAUGCCCGCUCCAUCCAAGAAAGUUGCGACUGUCGUCGCUCAGACUCGGAAAGAGAAGAAGCCUGUCUCUUCUUCGUCUUCUUCUCCCAAGAUGGGUAGCCUGAAGAACGCGCUACCAGACCUUGCUCCACUGCCCGGUACUUCGAACGAUCGGUCUAUCCUCGACUUUGGAAAGGUUGCUCCCGGCGAAGAAAAGGAGGCCCCUUCGAUCAUCUUGCACAUUCCGCUUAAUGGCGAGGGCAACAAGUAUGUCAACUUCAUGCGCCUCGCCGAGAGCAAGUACGGCUGGGACGCUCUGCACCCACGUGAGGCAGCCAAUCGUGACCGCAAGGCUCGCAUUGCCGCCGCCUCUGCCGCUUUGGAAAGACAGCAAUCUGGCCGCGACUCUGCGGAGGAAGAGGACCCCGAAUUCAAUGCGAGCGAGGACGAGAACAGCAAUAUUGAGAUGGGCGGAAUGGGUAAUAACGGCGGCCUGACGAGUGGUGCUGACGCUGCUGCGCCUGAGAAGCCGAAACGCAAGAAGCGAAACUGGCGCGAGGACGAAUACGACCGCGGCGAUGACUUUGUUGAUGAUUCGGAACUCUUGUGGGAGGAACAGGCUGCGGCUGUCCAGGACGGAUUCUUUGUGUACAGCGGUCCAUUGGUGCAAGAGCUUCCGAAGGCUCCUGAGCGUGAGGGGCCUGCUAAGCGAGGUCGCGGACGUGGUGGCGGCCCUGGUUCCCGCGGCGGAAGAGGACGAGGUGAGGGUGGUAGAGGACGUGGUGGAGGACCCGGAUCCCGCGGCGGCACGACAACCCGCAAGCCUCGAAUCACCAAGGCCGAGAAGCAGCAGUUGGACCGCGAGAAGGCCGAGCGUGAGCAGAAGGCUCAACAGCUCGCGGCAUCUAAGUCGAACAGUGGCACCAACGGCAACGCGGCUGGAUCUUACGGCCUUUUGUCUGGGCUGGUUGGCCCGAACGCCUCUGUGCCUUCACUCUCCGCUGGGCUCGGCGCAGGUAUCAUGAACUCUUAG